GAAAUGGAAAAUUUUCAUUUAUUUGAUAAAGACUUGCCAAUAGGAGAAAGUUUAUUUUUAAAAUCGUAUAUGUCUGAUGUCAAAUUUGAGGUGGAGGAAAAAAUAAUCCACGCGCAUUCAUUUAUUCUAUCAUUUAAAAGUCAAAUGUUUUAUACCAUGUUCCAUGGCAGUUUGAAGUUGAAAGAUAAUUGUGUAAAGGUUGAAGAUCUAAGGAAAUGUGUUUUUGAAAUAAUCCUGAAAUAUAUAUAUACCAAUAAAGUUUGUAAUAUUAAUUCUAUCGACAUUGACUCACUGUUAGAACUCUUGUAUGGUGCAAAAAAAUAUAUGCUUAAGAAUUUGAUCUAUAUGUGCAUUAAAGAAAUAAAUGAAUCUAGGUCUUAUUAUAGAGUAGAUUGUGAAAUUGCGUUAAAAGUAUAUUUAGCAACAGCUAUAUACCCAGAAAUCAAUGCUUCUAGUUAUUUCUCUAUUCUUUUGAAUAAUGAAAGAUUUGUAUUUGAUUCGGAUGCUUUCCUUAACGCUCCUAUCCAUUUAAUACAAAAAUUUAUCACAUCCUUACCUAAUGGAAGAUCGACAUCAAAACUCCUAAUGUCCGAAUUUUUUAUUAAAUGGGUAAAAAAUGAAUGCCGCAAAUGCCAGAUUCCUGAUGAUUCAAAGAACGUUUUAUGUAAACUAUCCGAUAAAAAUUCCGAUUUUAUUUCCUCCAUUUUGGAUUACGAUCGAGUAGACGUGAUUCAAUUGGUUCGUAAGCACAAAUUAUUAGAGGACACCGAGAUACUCGACAUUUUGUUAAAAAAAAUUCCGAUCCCCCAAGAAACAUCCUUUAAGCUACGGGACGGAAGAGAAAAGCCUAAUGAUUUCCUGAUCUUAGCCUUUAGCUUGCUCGUAAUGUAUUUAUUCUAUGUUUACGUGUGGCACAAAGAUAAAAAUGUUCAAGCAUACGAAAAGCUAAUCAUUCAUUGUAUGAAAAGCGCUAAAAAAUUAUUUUUUAAAAAAAAAGAUUACCCUAAUUGAAACUGUACCACUGGAAUAAAAUUCAAGUCAAAAAUGAUUAUCAAGUUAUAAAUGAUUAUGAA
Messenger RNA from Gordionus sp. m RMFG-2023, 1073 nucleotides. Its product is annotated as BTB/POZ domain-containing protein 6-like. Gene Ontology annotation, molecular function: protein binding. The record is from RefSeq and is a predicted model, not a curated record. Lineage: Eukaryota; Metazoa; Nematomorpha; Gordioida; Chordodea; Parachordodidae. The transcript has 5 exons. The coding region runs from base 4 to 1011 and encodes 335 amino acids. Gene Ontology annotation, cellular component: cytosol. Gene Ontology annotation, biological process: neurogenesis.